This is a messenger RNA of Fomitopsis serialis, 3240 nucleotides long. RefSeq lists its product as uncharacterized. Gene Ontology annotation, molecular function: hydrolase activity. The record is from RefSeq and is a predicted model, not a curated record. Bases 93 to 2984 code for a protein of 963 amino acids. The transcript has 19 exons. Lineage: Eukaryota; Fungi; Basidiomycota; Agaricomycetes; Polyporales; Fomitopsidaceae.
GGUCAUGGAGCCCGCCUUCUGCACGUUGUUCCUCCCACUUGCUUGGCUCCGACUUCCGCUGGACAUCUUCCUCCUCCCGGAUCUAUCUGCUUAUGGGCGUAAACACAUUCUCCGCUGCCGUACACAUCGCGCCGGUUGCCUUCAAGACUCUCGUCAAGCAUGGUCGAAAGAAGGCCCACAAAUUCAAGGACGGCGAGGCAACUGAGGAAGCCACAGAUGAUAUAUUCUUCGACGAGGGGUUCCAUAUAGUGAAGGCCUUCAUAGAACUCGGGACUCAUAACAGUGUGGAGUCUCUGCAAGCAUUCACCAACACGCACGUACCCGCGCCUCCCUGGGCUGCCGUCGCGCCGGUGCAAAUCCCAUUUCCGUCGUGCAACAAGGCCGCUGACGUCCUCGUCGACUGGUUUGGUCCUGAUGAUCUGAAGUAUGUAGUCGGCGGCGAGCGCUGGUGGCAAGUCAGAGGAUUGGAUGGUAUCGACUCGGAGUGGGUUACCGAACACAAGUACCUCAGCAAUGAAGAGGUUUCUCCGAGCGAGAAGCUAUCUGAAACGGAAAAAUAUAUCCCGCGAAUGGAACAUCUUGAGAGUGUCAUGCUGUAUGUGCAUGGAGGUGCCUACUUCUGGGGGUCCAUCAACACGCAUCGCUAUCAAAUCAUCCGCUACGCUCGUAAAAUCAAGGGUCGAGCGUUUGCAGUGAACUACAGGAAGGCGCCGCAGUAUCCAUGGCCAUGUGCUCUUCAGGAUGUUCUCGCAGCCUACUUCUAUCUCACAGACCCUCCGCCUGGUGCCUUACACAAACCGGUGCCCCCAUCCAAGAUUGUUUUCGCGGGAGAUUCCGCGGGCGGCGGAUUAUGCUUGACCGCUCUUACUGUGCUUCGGGACAUGGGUAUACCACAACCGGCGGGUGCAGUACUCAUCAGCCCUUGGGUUGACAUGACGCAUAGUUUUCCUAGCGUCAUGCAGAACACUCCGACAGAUAUCAUCCCGCCGUAUGGAUUCAUCCACAAGCCGUCUCCAACUUGGCCUAUACACUCAUUACCAGAUGAGAACGGGCGUGCUCGCGUCAUCCCGACGCAGACUAACCCUCCCCCGCGACCUGGCCACGCGGAUACACUGCAGCCCAGCAGGAGUCGCAUGGCCUCUCAAGCUGAUGAGCUUGCGGAGCAAAGCGCGGAGGAAGGCAGAGACGUGCAGAGUAAGGACCUCAAAGAUGAGCAUGUCGGAAGCCAAGAGGCGAUGUUAAGGCAGUCUCAGGAGACGCCGCCGGAGCCUGACUCACCAGUCAGAGCUAACGGUGGCAGCCGGGAGUCUCAGUUGGCCAAUGGGGCCCAUGUGAAUGGUGUCUCUGAGCCUAGUGCGGAUGGAAACACUCAUUCGGCUUCCAAGGAACAGACCCCGAGAGGCAACGAGGAAACGGACCCGGAGGCGACUUCUCAGGACCGUCGGAAAAAGCAGGGUCAAGACGAAUCUGGUCAAGAAUAUGAUCCGGAAUUCUGGGAGCCCAAACCACCGAAGGUUCUCAUGGAUGACCCGCACGCGAUGCCACUCGAGCUCCGUUCCCAAAUACAGCUCUAUGCCACAAAUGAACAGCUCACGCAUCCGUUGGUGUCACCCGUUUUGCAAGGCUCGCUCGGCAACCUGUGCCCAUUGUACGUCAUCUGCGGGGAUGGCGAGGUAUUGCGGGACGAGAUUAUCUACAUGGCCCACAAGGCUGCGCAUCCGGAGGAGUACCCCGCAAGAGGCGGAGUUCUGCAGGAAGGUCGACGUCAGAAGGAGAAUGCAGAGCGGUUCAAGACGCCGACGAAGGUUCACCUACAAGUCUACGAUGACAUGUGUCACGUUUUGACCGUCUUCACCUUCAUACGUUGCGCGAAGUAUGCGUACAGCUCUAUCGCUCAGUUCGUCAGGCACGUCACGAUGCAGUCGUCGGAGCACUUGGAGCGGAACCCAUUUCCCGAGUUCCACAUUCCGCCAGAGGAGCUUGACGAGCCCGAGGAUGAUAUGGAAGAUCCAGCAGAACGCCCGCGUGUCGGGCACGCUCUCAACAACGGCGAGAAGGCUCUCAGGGAGAAGGGCCCCGUUGGCGAGGUGCCUUCCGGUCAGGAAGACUUCAGAAGGAACGAGCAGAGGGCGAAGGAAGAAGUCAAGGAAGGCGCAGCGGAGCAGUUGCCCGCUGGCACAGAGAGUGAAUCAGAAAGGCAUAAUGGAUCGGGGAAGGACAUUCCACAAGUCAUCACUCUCAGAGAACGGGUUGACAUAUUCGGCAAAGUGAGGCCCAUGGAGCCGAAGGAGGAUAUCCCGGCGCUGCAGGUGAAGCCUCAGUCGGUCGGCAUCAUCAAGGAGCCUCCUGUAAAGAGGUGGCUCACAGGCCAGGAGAUGUGGGACAAGAGGUACAAACACAAGGCGCAGAAGGUGAUUAAGCAGAGGCGAAAGUACGAGGAGAAGGCGGCGCGAUUGCUUCAGCAUGCACACGAGCAAGGGGUCAUCCACGACAGCAUGUCGCGACCCACCGUCGACCAUCGAAGUCAAAGCCAUUUCUCGCUUGCUUCUGGAGCUUCCGGUACCAUCGUGCCGGAUCGCCGCUGGGGUCCCUUGGACCUGCAACAUGAGACUCCUGCCCCGAGUGCUAUCGCAGGACGACGGGAUACGGCUGAAGCAGUUGCUCUCCUCAAGAAGAAUGUCUAUCACACCGCGCCAGCUACGCAUAAGAUGGUACCGAAACUCAAGGCCUCUGAUGUUGUCCGAGGGGCCUUUGAGAAGCAAGACCAUCCCCGUGGUCCACCGCCGCAAUCUGAGCAGCAGGUCUACCAACCGAGCUCGCCAAUGCAUGGUCUGCGCAUAUGGCAAUCACUUGUUACAUAUUUCAUGCGGAAGAGCACCGAGAAGGCAGCGACGAAGGCGGCUCACGGUAAGGAGCAUGCAGCGUCAGCUCUCAGUGGUGCAGGGAAGACACUCCAGUUCAAGUCCUCGCAGUCUCAUGGUUGAUAGGGCCAUCAGAGUGACCCCCAUGUUUUUCUUCGGCCGGGAGAACUGAUUGCAUGCAUAAUGGACACUUCAGUACUACUUACAUAAACGGACGACGCAAGCCCUUCGUUGGGGAUCCUUGAUAUUUGCUGUAACAAAACGACUAUCCUACCGGAGGCAGCAUCUACAGGCAGCUCCAAUGUUAGGCCGGGGAGGGCGAACAAUUGGGAUUUGGAUGUUUCGGAGCAUUGAGCAAGCGCACGGACCUGGUACACGC